Ceratosolen solmsi marchali is the source of this 2783-nucleotide messenger RNA. RefSeq names its product chromatin modification-related protein eaf-1-like. Bases 152 to 1855 code for a protein of 567 amino acids. The transcript has 6 exons. NCBI's taxonomy places the organism in Eukaryota, Metazoa, Arthropoda, Insecta, Hymenoptera, Agaonidae. The record is from RefSeq and is a predicted model, not a curated record.
CUUUCCCCAAAGACACUCGCUCACGAGGCCUCGCCGCCUUUUGCCGACAACGCAGCCUUAGCAGAGCCACGCACGCUAGAUCCGAAUCCGCAACGAAUCCGACCUCUCACGAGCGUACGCGCAAAUACACGCACGUACACACAAAAACACCAUGUGGCGGGAGCUCGUCAUUGCAGGUCUGCUGGCGGUGGCUGCAUGCGCCGCAGCCAAGGACGAAGAGGAGCCCGAGGCACUGAGCAAAAGGUCGCCAAUAUCGGCCAGUGGCGUUUACGGGGCGGCGACCCCGAGGGGCCAGUUCAUCGUGCGCCACGUCGACGACGCGCAGGAGCUCUCUUCCGAGUACCUUGGUAUUCUCCAGCAAUACCUCAAGGCUCAACAGCAGCACCAGCAACAACAGCAGCAACACCAGCAGCACGUGCCAGCACGCGCGCAACUCGGCGCAUUCAUCGAGCAAGAACCCCUGUCGCAUAAGCAUCUCCAGGAGAUACCGCUCGAGGUCGAGCAGUAUCACGUGGAGACGUCGCCACGAAGGCCCGUGCAGCAACAGCAGCAUCAACAACAUCAGCCGCAACAGCAUCAGCAUCAGCUGUACUACCCAAUUGAGGAACAGGCGGCAGUCGCGCCUCAGGCCCAUCAUCAAUCCCCGGCUCAGGCCCAGGCUCACGCGCACAUACACCACUCGGCGACCCAGCCUCAAACCCCUGAGCCCCAGCAUCAGGCCCAGGCCCAGGUCCAGGCCCAACCCCAGCAAUUCCGCUAUCAUCAGUCGGUGCCGAUCCAGUAUGGCUACGAGGACGAGCAGCAAAUCCAACAGCAGCAGCAGAACCCCGAGGCGAUAGUUCGCGCCCAGGCCCAGGCCGAGGCUCAGGCCCUCGCUUUCCAAAAGAUCGCCCAGGCCUCCCAUUACAAGCAUCAAGACGCGGCUCUCGAGCAGAUACGCAUUACCAAUGAGAAGCACCGCCAGCAAAGCGCUCUCGAGCAGAUCAGACAGGGCGAGGCUGUUAGCGAGGCUGGACGACAGGAGCAGGUGCAGCCUAAGGACCCGGAGAGCGCCUACAAAGCACGACUAAAGGCUCAGGCGACGGCUCUCGUUGCCGAACAGCGACGUGCCCACGAAGCUGCCGAAUACAAGGCCCACGCGGACGCAAUACUGAAGCUCCAAGCCCAACAGCGAGCGCAUCUUCGCGCACAGGAGGAGGCCCACCAUUAUGCUCUCAACUACGAAAAGAACCAGCAGCGCGCCCAAGCCCAAGCCCAGGCCAUCGCCAAUGCCCAGGCUCUCGCCCUCUACAAGGCCCACCAGGCGGCCCGCGCCAAGGCCCAGACCGAGGCCAAGCAAGCAGCCCGGGCCCAGGCGGAGGCACGUCGAGUCGAUCCCAAUAGCGCCCCUGUCGUUCAAUAUCUGCUACCGAAUAAGGUGCCCCUACCCGCACCGGAGGUCUAUCUGCCGAAGGCUGCCGAGGCCCUCCGCGCGCAAGCCGCCCAAGAAAAGCGACUGAAAAAGCCCCAACACAUCAAGCACUUGCUGCUCGAAGAAGUGGAGCCGCAACUCCUGCAGCGCGGCCUCAAACCCGAGGAACAACAGCAGCAGCAGCAGCAACAGCAUCAGCAACAUCAACAACAACAACAACAACAGCAGCUCGCGUUUCUCAUUGAUGCGGGAUACUAUCGGAAGACCCACCAGCAAGGAUCAUCGCCAUCGCAGCCUCAGGCCCAGCAUCGUAGCCUCCUCAGGCAGAGCGACUAUCAAGGCCUGGAGGAGGUCGAGCCCUCGGCACACUACCAGCAGUACCAACAGCAGAUCGAGGCCGAUAAACUCGCGCUCCUCGUGCCCGUUGAGCAGCCGGGCGCCUGAGCUCGCGACCCUCGGGCCCCGUGACUGUACUUUUGUCUCCUUCCUAUUCUCCUGCAGAGAUGCCCGAUAUACAGUAUUUUAUAUAGACGUAUGCCGCGCGGGGGCGUCCCCCGGAUGGACGCGGGCGUCCCGUCUAAGCGCCUGCGAAUGCUAUUGUAAAAUUGUAAAAUGCGCGAGUCCGUUCUACGUAGCAUUGGUGUAUUGUUUUUCCCCGCAAGGGUGGCAUAUUCUAUGUCUACGUAUUAUCCAGAAGGUCGCGCGUCUCACGCUCGACUCACCCAAUGCUACCUAGACACUCCAAAUUGUUAUUGUCGAGUGAUAAUACAGGACAGCAGGGGCGAGAUCAAAAUUAAUUAGCUGUGAAAAUUGUACGAGCGCCAAUAUUUAAUGAAACACCCCUCUGUAAAUUGUCCGUACAUUCUCUCCAAGUAAUACGACUAAAUACAAUUGGAUCCACUGAUACAUUUAUUUAUAAUAGAUGUGCGUCUAUAUUGACUUUGGCCUUUCUCUCGCCUCGAUUAUUCCAAUGAUAAAAACACGAAAUUCAACACGCACGGCAAUACGCUCACUUAGUCACGAUAUAAUUUUUUACCACUCUCUAUCACUUUUUACACGUAUAUUUAUGUAAAAGCGCCUGAAUUUUAUAAUUUGUAAAUAUUAGAUUCAUAAUUGAACUUUCUUUAUUAACCCGAAUAAAGGCAAAAAAAAAAAUGAAUAAUAAAUGAAAACAGCAACGGACAACGUCAACAACAACAACAGCAAACAGCAUUACAAUGGCACAGUGUGCAUCAGUACAUCGAGAUCGUCCUUUUGUACGAGUCAAGGGCUCGCGAAUUUCGAUGCAGCCUUAUCGUCUGCGUCGAACGGCCCGUCUCGUGUAUGUACAUACUAGAAAGUUUAAAUAAAUGUAUAAAUGCAUUUUUCCAAA